UCAUUUAACACUCUUACUAAAUAGGAAGAAGAAGAGGGAAAAGAAAGUUGGGUGUUGUCCAUUUACUUGUGCAAUUCUAACAAAUGGUUGAUGAUUUAUGUAGAAUUUCAAGCGUUCAACCAUAGAUCGAUCUUCAAGAACAGAAUCUGCCGAGCAAGACGAAAAGAGGAUACCAAAUUAUGCUUCUAACUCCGUAUCCGAGACUUCCGUCUCCGUUACUAGCUGCCAAGUCUAAUCCUGAAUCAUCAUUGACCAGAAGAGCCAGGGCUUCUUAUUCUACUUCUAAUUCCUAUUAUUGGUUGUUUCUGAGACCGAACCGUAGAUUUAAUGGCUUCAAGCUCAAGUCAGCUACAGUCCCGGAAAACGUGGAAGGAGAUGUGGAAUCUGGAGGUCUGGUCAAAGGGCUGAAGCUAGGAGCCAUGUUCGGAGUUUGGUAUCUUCUCAAUAUCUACUACAACAUCUUCAACAAACAGGUCCUUAGGGUUUAUCCAUAUCCAGCGACUGUAACAGCAUUUCAAUUCGGGUGUGGAACGUUGAUGAUAGCAAUAAUGUGGCUCCUCAAACUCCAUCCUCGCCCAAAAAUUGCUCCUUCUCAGCUUCCGGCGAUCGUACAGCUAGCAGCAGCUCACACAUUAGGAAACUUUUUAACAAACGUGAGUUUGGGAAGAGUAAACGUCUCUUUCACCCAUACAAUCAAAGCAAUGGAGCCUUUCUUCACCGUCUUGUUCUCUGUUCUCUUGCUCGGUGAGUGGCCGAGUUUGUGGAUUGUUUGUUCCUUGUUACCAAUCGUCGCUGGAGUUUCUUUAGCAUCUUUCACUGAGGCCUCUUUUAACUGGAUUGGUUUCUGCAGUGCAAUGGCAUCUAAUGUAACGAACCAAUCACGCAAUGUUCUCAGUAAAAAAUUCAUGGUUGAAAAGGACGCUUUGGACAACAUCAACCUUUUCUCUGUAAUAACCAUUAUCUCCUUUAUCUUACUGGUUCCUGUCGCAAUCCUCAUCGAUGGGUUUAAGUUUACUCCUUCACAUUUUCAACUAGCUACAAGUCAGGGCUUGACUGUAAAAGAGUUUUGUUUCAUGUCUCUUCUGCCUGGUGUUUGCUUGCAUAGCUACCAACAGGUUCGUCCGUAUAGUUCAGGUUUCGUAUAUGAUAUUAGAGAUGGUGUCUCCAGUCACACACUCUGUAGGGAAUUGCGUGAAGCGUGUGGUGGUUAUUGCAUCAUCCAUUCUUUUCUUCCAAACUCCAGUCUCGCCUCUUAAUUCCAUAGGUAUGGCGACUGCAUUAGCUGGCGUUUACUUGUACACCAGAGCCAAGAGGGCCAAAGUCAAACCAAACCCAAAAUCUUGUUAAACUUUUUCUUUUGGUUUGAAACUUCUUGAAGUUGUAUAUAUAUAUAAAAAAAAAUUAUAGAAGCUCUUUGAUUUUCAUUC
This is a messenger RNA of Eutrema salsugineum, 1427 nucleotides long. Its product is annotated as phosphoenolpyruvate/phosphate translocator 2, chloroplastic. Gene Ontology annotation, cellular component: Golgi apparatus; membrane. The coding region runs from base 180 to 1256 and encodes 358 amino acids. Gene Ontology annotation, biological process: transmembrane transport. NCBI's taxonomy places the organism in Eukaryota, Viridiplantae, Streptophyta, Magnoliopsida, Brassicales, Brassicaceae. The transcript is spliced from 9 exons. Gene Ontology annotation, molecular function: antiporter activity. The record is from RefSeq and is a predicted model, not a curated record.